AAACAAAGCUUGACUAAUAUUUUGAUAAUCCAUUAAAAAAAUGGAAGCCUCUGGGCUUGGUUGAUUCUUGCGGAAAUGUUAUAUUUAUUGUCUAUAUUUAUAUUUCCUGUUUGAUAUUUGCCGGAACAAAUUGUUCCCGAUGUGAUAGAGAUUGAUUGAGCAUUAACCUAGAUUUUUUUUGCUAGAUUUGUCUUUGCAGGAAACUCUGAAGUUAUUUUCAGAUCUGUAUCUAACUAAUUUUUAGGAAAUCGUUCUUUCUGUGUGUAAAAUGAAAAGAAAAUGUCAAAAGCAUACUUUCUAUCAAUAGUUUCUUUAUUAAGAACUUUACCGAGAGAAUACGUAUAUCUCAUUAUUUUAAUACGAACUUUUUAAAAUUUGUAAAAUGAUGAAUAAAAUCGUAAAUCGAAAUUUGGCUUUUUGUGGAGAACAAACUUUUAAUUUUAGUUUUCGAAAAAAAGUGUGUUGCAGAAAGUCUCCGUGCAGAAAAAAACCCCGCUGAUAAAUGAAUAUCUCACAAUGGGAGAGACGAUCCCAUAUAUCUCAUAUACAUAUCCCCAUGUAACAGACGUGAACGAAGAGAUAAUUACUAUCUACGUGCUUCUUUUCUCCGCCGGCUGAUGAACUGCUACCACCUCGUUGAAACCAUUUUUCCUUCGGUAUCGCUGGAAACGUGGCCUCCGGUGGUUAACAGGUGAGCCAUCCAGAUCAGAUUCGGCGACACGACGGUUCGCCUUGCCAAAUGGCAGCGGAACGCGUUAACAACCCGCAGGCCACAUCUGGCACGUACGCGUAGGUAGUCAAUAUGCCCACAGAGACAUACAUACAGGCAUGUGUACAUAACAUCCGUACAUCCACGGACAGAGAGAGAGAGAGAGAGAGAGAGAGAGAGAGAGAGAGAGAGAGAGGGAGAGAGAGAGAACUCCUAACUCGCCGUUAGCGAGCCGAGCAGUGGGGUGGCGGAGUGGGUGGUGGUUAGGUGGUGAGCGGUUGAGUCGGUCGCAAGCGGGUGGUAGCCUACCUCUUCGGUCGGGUAGUAGUAGGUGCGCACCCUACGCGGCUACCAGGUGAGUGGGGCAGAGGCCAACCCCCGACACUCGACGCGGAACGCGAAAAACUACUUGUGCGUGUGUCGAUCCUGGCCGUCGCGUCGUCUCCCGUCGUCGUCGCUCCGACAGUUUAUCCUGAUCCUCAUUGUCGUUGACGACGCCGCGCGACUCGAUCCUUGUGAGAGAGAGAGAGUGGCACCUCCUCCGUUUCUCUCAGUUGUGUACACUCUCUGUCACCCUCCGUCCCCCCUAUCUCUCUCUCUCUCUCUCUUUCUCUCUUUCUAUUUCCGUCUUUCUCGCCGGGUCACCCGGAACGGUCUCUCAGUGUCCCGCCCGAAGGCGACAUUCCAGAUCGAUUGCAAGUGAUCUAGUUGGUUGUGGCCGGGCAUAGAUCGUCGUGUAGAGUGUAAAGCGUCGACGUCGGCGACGGUGAGAAAAGAAGAGAGGGUGCGUUUGCUCGUUCAUCCGUUCGUUCGAGUUGAUCGCGAACUCAAAAUAGUUCCAGGGCGAUAAUAAUCCCGGUUUCUCUCCUGAUGAUACCCGUAUGACACUCAGAUUUUCUGCGGAGAUUCAUUGUAGCAUCUCUGGACUUGUCGGGUCUGUCUGGCUGUCGACGGGCACUUUCUAACCGGAUCGUUCGAUCGUGCGGUCUUAAAUGCUUCCAGAAUUAGCCGUGCGUUCAAUCCGGUCUAAGCGAUUUUUCGCGGACCGCUGAAACCGCAGGAUCCGCUGCUGAGAGCUCACCGGCUCAGUUUCCCCGACGGGGAAAAAGAGCGGGUCUCUUAUUCCUCGGCCCGAGAUUCCCCCGACUUUUUUUCCCUUCCUUUUUCGCCCGCGAAAUCCGCGCCGGGGCACAAAAAUAGAAACUGUCAUUCAAUAAAUCGAUCCCGCCGCCCACCGCCGAGACCGAGGAGAUUGUGGAUGUCAUUGCUAUAAUACUGUCGCUCCCUCGUUGUGCGUGUGUACGCGUGUGAAGGUACAAUCUCUACCUAAGCUACGGCAGACAUCAUGAGUGCUUCCGGCGCAAUUCCUCUGAUCCUGGCGACGAAGGAGCAGAUCGUCGAAGGCGAUGGAGGCGGCGCAGGCGGAGAUGGCGAUCCCAUUGUCAGCACUACCAAUUCCGAGAAGAAGUCUGGAUAUGAGACCAAUCUGUAUCUCUACAGUGAGGAGAUGGAGGAUCGGCCGCGGAUCUCGACGUUGCUUAAUAGCUUGGCCAACUACAGCAACACCAUCCCUGCCGCGACAGAUCCGGACAAACCAGCUCCUCCUACAGGAGGUGGCGCACGAAUGGGUACACUCAUAGGUGUCUACUUGCCGUGUAUCCAGAACAUCUUUGGCGUGAUCCUCUUUAUCCGACUGACAUGGGUAGUCGGUACAGCCGGCGCCAUUCAGGGAUUCUUUAUCGUGCUUUGCUGCUGUUGCGUGACGAUGCUGACGGCGAUCAGUAUGAGUGCCAUCGCCACCAACGGCGUGGUGCCUGCCGGUGGCUCCUACUUCAUGAUCUCGAGAAGCUUAGGCCCGGAAUUCGGCGGCGCGGUGGGUAUGCUGUUCUACACCGGCACUACCUUGGCCGCCGCGAUGUACAUCAUCGGUGCCGUCGAGAUCGUUCUCACUUAUAUGGCGCCGUCACUCAGCAUAUUCGGCGACUUCACGAAAGACGCCAACAUCAUGUACAACAAUUUCCGAGUGUACGGCACCAUCUUGCUGAUGGUAAUGGGCACGAUUGUCUUCGUGGGGGUGAAGUUUGUUAACAAGUUCGCCACCGUCGCACUGGCCUGCGUCAUUUUGUCCAUCAUCGCUGUUUACGUGGGACUUUUCGUGAACGUUAACGGCAACGAGUCUCUGAAGUUGUGCGUGCUCGGUAGAAGGCUGUUAAAGGACAUCAACGUUUUGACCGAUUGCAACAAAAAUUGGAACGGGCCCUUGCACAAUAUUUACUGCAACGGCACCAGAUGCGACCCGUAUUAUCUCGAGAACAAUAUCACUAUUGUCAAUGGUAUCCGCGGCUUGGCGAGCGGUGUGUUCCUAGAGAACAUAUGGGACAGUUUCCAAGAGGAGGGUCAGUUCAUCUCUUAUGGACACGAUCCGAAGGACAUGGAUCUCCUAUCUGGGUCAAGUUACAACCAGGUUCAAGUCGACCUCACUACGACCUUCACCAUCCUCAUCGGUAUAUUCUUCCCUUCCGUGACGGGUAUUAUGGCGGGCUCCAAUCGAUCCGGUGAUUUGGCUGACGCUCAGAAAUCCAUUCCAAUCGGCACGAUCUGCGCGAUCUUGACGACCUCCACCGUCUACCUGUCCAGCGUCCUUCUGUUCGCUGGUACUGUUGAUAAUCUGCUGCUACGCGACAAGUUUGGUCAGAGUAUCGGCGGCAAACUAGUGGUGGCGAAUAUGGCGUGGCCGAAUCAAUGGGUGAUCCUGAUCGGCUCGUUCUUGUCCACCUUGGGCGCCGGCCUUCAAUCUUUAACGGGAGCGCCGCGACUGCUGCAGGCGAUCGCCAAAGAUGGCAUUAUUCCCUUUCUGACACCGUUUGCUACCAGCUCCAGUCGAGGCGAACCCACGCGCGCUUUGAUACUCACCGUGCUGAUCUGUCAGGGCGGUAUCCUGCUUGGCAACGUAGACUACCUGGCGCCGCUGCUAUCCAUGUUCUUCCUUAUGUGUUACGGCUUCGUCAACCUCGCCUGCGCCCUGCAGACCCUGCUGCGCACGCCGAAUUGGCGACCGCGUUUCAAAUAUUAUCACUGGAGCCUGUCAGUCCUCGGUCUGUCACUUUGCAUCGCCGUCAUGUUCAUGACCAGCUGGUAUUACGCAUUAGUUGCAAUGGGUAUGGCCGGUUGCAUCUAUAAGUAUAUCGAAUAUCGUGGCGCCGAGAAGGAAUGGGGUGACGGAAUUCGCGGUCUGGCGUUGUCCGCCGCUAGAUAUUCAUUGCUCAGGCUCGAGGAGGGUCCACCGCACACGAAGAACUGGCGUCCGCAGAUCCUGAUCCUCGCCAAACUUACUGAUGAUUUGGUGCCUAAGUAUCGUAAACUCUUCGCCUUUGCCAGUCAGCUCAAAGCCGGCAAGGGUCUCACCAUCAGCGUCAGCUGUAUAGCCGGCGACUAUACGCAAAACUCGGGCGAGGCGUUGGCGGCCAAGCAGAGUCUCAAGAAAAUUGCGGCGGAAGAGAGGGUGAAAGGCUUCGUCGACGUUCUCGUUGCGAAGAAUAUCGUUGAAGGGCUGAGCUCACUGAUACAAAAUACCGGGCUCGGUGGACUGAAACCGAAUACUGUGAUCCUGGGUUGGCCGUAUGGCUGGCGGCAGUCGGAAGAGGAGAGAACCUGGCGAGUUUUCCUGCAAACCGUAAGGAGCGUCGCGGCUGCGAAGAUGGCAUUGCUGGUGCCCAAGGGUAUAAACUUCUUCCCGGAUUCCAGCGAGAAGAUAAUCGGCAACAUCGAUGUGUGGUGGAUUGUGCACGACGGCGGCCUAUUGAUGCUACUACCGUUUUUAUUAAAACAACAUCGCACUUGGAAGAACUGCAAGAUGAGAAUCUUCACAGUUGCGCAAAUGGAGGACAACUCGAUACAGAUGAAGAAGGAUCUGAAGAAGUUCCUAUACGAUCUGAGGAUCGAGGCAGAAGUCGAGAUUGUUGAAAUGACAAACACCGACAUCUCCGCAUACACAUACGAACGCACUUUGAUCAUGGAACAAAGAAACCAGAUGCUACGCGAGCUGCAGUUGAAUAAAAAACAAUCACUAGGAGUGGUGCAGUCAUUGGUGGACUUCAACGAGGUACCCGCCGAAGAAAAAUUACCUCUGGUGCAGGCGAUCGUAGAUCAUCACCACAACGUGGACGCGAAAGUGCCAACGAAAGUGAGGUUCCAGGAACCGGGUAACCAGAGUACAAACGCGACCGAUGACUUGAAGUUGAUGCAAGAGACCGAUUUAAAUAACAAGGAGUUGGACGUUACCGAAGAAGCAAAUGAGAAGGACGAGGCUAAAGAGAACAAUGAGGAGGAGACUAAGUUGAUCAGCGGCUCGCCUAAAGCGGAGAAUAAAGAGAAUACAGAGAAGGAGGCGAAAGAGGCGAAAGAGGCGGAGGCAAAAGAAAAUGACGCGCAGGACAACAAAAGUCAGAGUCCGGAGAUUAAAAAACCCACGAUUACACCCGACGAAGGUGACGUGAGGCGUAUGCAUACCUCGUUAAAGUUGAACGAGGUAAUCCGUAAAAUGAGCAGCGAGGCUCAGCUGGUUAUUCUUAAUCUUCCUGGACCGCCACGGGACACGAAGAUGGAGCGCGAAUCUAACUAUAUGGAAUUCCUUGAAGUGCUCACCGAAGGCCUGGAGAGAGUACUGAUGGUGCGUGGAAGCGGACGGGAGGUGAUCACUAUCUACUCGUGAAUUGAAGCGAUGGGAACUUAUGCCGUUGCCUUGCGGAAGCAGAGCUUUAGU
Messenger RNA from Monomorium pharaonis (pharaoh ant), 5471 nucleotides. RefSeq names its product solute carrier family 12 member 4 (gene kcc). The transcript has 14 exons. Gene Ontology annotation, molecular function: potassium:chloride symporter activity. Gene Ontology annotation, biological process: chloride ion homeostasis; potassium ion import across plasma membrane; chemical synaptic transmission. Gene Ontology annotation, cellular component: membrane. The coding region runs from base 2055 to 5420 and encodes 1121 amino acids. NCBI's taxonomy places the organism in Eukaryota, Metazoa, Arthropoda, Insecta, Hymenoptera, Formicidae. The record is from RefSeq and is a predicted model, not a curated record.